This is a messenger RNA of Cydia amplana, 1256 nucleotides long. RefSeq names its product glucoside xylosyltransferase 1 (gene shams). NCBI's taxonomy places the organism in Eukaryota, Metazoa, Arthropoda, Insecta, Lepidoptera, Tortricidae. Gene Ontology annotation, biological process: protein O-linked glycosylation via N-acetylgalactosamine. The coding region runs from base 30 to 1256 and encodes 408 amino acids. The transcript has 7 exons. Gene Ontology annotation, molecular function: UDP-xylosyltransferase activity. The record is from RefSeq and is a predicted model, not a curated record.
AAAUAGCUGUAAGUGUAAACAAACAAUGGAUGGAUGUUCAGUUAGAAAUUAAUUCGUUAAAAUAUAUCAUGAGACGGUUACCUCUUUGGAAAAUCGUAGUUUUACUGGGUUUUAGUUUUAUGAUAAUUUAUUUAUACUCUUGGAUUAGUAAUGAUGAUGUGAGCUUUGUAAAUAGACCUCGGGGUACAGCGAGCACUCAAUUAUUAACGUUAAGACCUCAAAGUACUAUACCUCAGAGGACUACCAUAAACAGGAUCGUUUUGUCGUUCGUUGUGUGUGACUCAAGAUUCAACGAAUCCCUGAAUGUUGUUAAAUCCGUGUUACUGUUUACUAAGACUCCCGUGCACUUCGUCAUAUUCACAGACGACAAUCUUAAAUUGAAAUUCAAUGACACUCUUAGCAACUGGAGAGUGCUAACUGACUACCAGCUUGAUUUUGAGUUGCACAGCAUUAACUUUCCUGAGGAACAUGUCGAUGAUUGGAUGAACUUAUUCAGCAAGUGUGCUGCGCAACGAUUAUUUAUACCGAAACUGAUCACCCACAUUGAUGCCAUGAUCUAUGUGGACACUGACACCCUGUUCCUGGGCCCCGCUGACGAGUUGUGGCUCAAGUUCUCCCUGUUCAAUAUCUCACAAAUAUCUGCCAUGGCCCUCGAAAAUGACAAUCCUAAUGUGUCUUGGUACCCUAGAUUUGCCAAGCAUCCAUUUUAUGGGAAGUAUGGGCUAAAUUCAGGUGUGAUGUUAAUGAACCUGACAAGAAUGAGGGACUUUGGUUGGGUUGACUAUGUCACCCCAAUCAUGCUUAAAUGGAAAUUGUACAUACCAUGGGGAGACCAGGAUAUAAUAAACGUAAUAUUCCACUACCACCCUCGCGCCGUGCUCGAGCUCUCCUGCCGCUACAACUACCGCACGGAUCAGUGCAUGUACGGCGACGCGUGCCCCGACGCGACCGCCGCCGGCGUGUUCCUCCUGCACGGCAGCAGGAAGGCCUUCCACGCGCACAAGCAGCCCGCUUUUGAGGCAGUAUACCGGGCCGUCGAGGAGUGGUCGGUCGGCUUGGACCCCUCCGACAUGCCGGCCGUCCUCGAGCGCUACUACACAGAGGCCCCGCCCUCGCUGUGCGGCAACCUCAAGGACGCCUUCCUGAAGGUCCCCACGGCCACAAUAGCCGAGCUACACAGGAAACCCGACAGGGACCCGAUUAAUAGGGUAGCGACUUCAUCUUACGAAGUUGAAGAGCGAAGGGACCAAGAGUGA